AGCAGGAGAACCAGGAAGUAAAAAAGGGCAGCCGCGGUUUCCACGUCCUGGGCGCAGCGUCUCCGCUCCUCCUGCUCGGUGCUGUCAAUCUGCAGACAGCGGGCGGCGUGACGGUGCUCUGGCCUCGGUAUUAGCGGCUACCUGACAGCCACACACAAAUAAACAGGUUGUAGCGGUUAGAGGGGGUAACUUUACCUCCGCUUCGCUUUUUUUGGUUUUAUUUUAAAAAAGAAAGCGAAGAUGGCGACCAGCUCAGAGCGCAGCCCUCCUCCGUUCCCAGACACCGAGGACCAGGAUGCUCAGGAUCCUGAAGAAGUCCGAGGCCGAGACAGCGACGAGGACGACGGUGAAGAACUUUUCCUGAGUGCGACCAACACUCCCAUGGCCACGAAGGAGAACACGUCUGCACCCGCCAGUCAGCCCAUCGACCUCAUGAGCGAUCCUUUGAUGGAGCCCCUCAGCAGCCACACGGAAAACAAAUCUCCCUCUGAAAUGUUCGAGGACCUGACUAAGGAUGUGUCAGCGGCGUCUGCUGCCACAGCAGAGAGCCCUUUGGAUCAGGCCUCGGAUGAUUUCGUUGAUGUCCUUGGAAGUAAAGCGGCAGCUGAAAGAGAAGAAGUGGAUGUUACAGCUGAAGGCAGCGAUGGGGCAACAGAUUUACUCGGUGAUGGAAAAAGCAAUGCCAAACAGGAAACCCCUGCUGCUCCGAUAAUGGACCUGGGUGGCUCGUCAGACAUCAGCACACAGCAACCAGCCGUCUGCGACCCGCUGGUGGACCUUCUGGGGGACUCAACAGCUGCCUCUGCGUCCAGUGCCAUAAAACCCAGCGGGGCAGUGAUCGACCUCUUCGACGACGAGGGAAGUGACUUUUUCACCGGACCGCCUCCGACUCAAACUGCCAAGCAGCCUCAGAAAAGCCUGUUUGGUGACGGCGAUGAGGAUCUGUUCGGCGAGCCGCUGGGGGCCGUGUCGAAGAAAGCCACCAGUAUGGAGCAGAAGGAGAAAUCCGCCCCGGCCCCUCCAGCUGCCGCAGCACCACCUGCAGACCUCUUCACCGAGGAAGCAGUCGGCUCGGCACCAAACAGCAGAGCGGUGAACUCCAAGACCAACGGAGUCCAUUCUGAGGAGGAUUCAGAUUUAUUUGCUGAAGCCACGGUGGAGCUUUCUCUGGAUAGUCCAAGGACCGAGAGGAGGAAAGAGGCAGCAACCAAACCCUCCACCUCCGUCUCAGCAACCGCAGGCCUCGCCAAAUCCCAGCCUGCUCCCCCAGAAGAGAUUGAAGAAGAGGAAGAGGAGCUUCAGGAUAAAUUUGACAUUAAUGUCUUUGUGAAAGACCCUGAAAAAAUAGGUGACGGUAUGAAUGCCUACAUGGCCUAUAAAGUAUCAACACAGACCACCCUGCCCAUGUUCCGCAGCAAAACCUUCACGGUGAAGCGGCGCUUCAGCGACUUCCUCGGCCUCUACGAGAAGCUCUCAGAAAAACAUGGUCCCAACGGUCUAAUCGUGCCUCCGCCUCCAGAGAAAAGCCUCCUAGGGAUGACAAAAGUAAAGGUGGGAAAGGAAGAUUCCUCAUCCGCAGACUUUCAUGAAAGGAGGAGGGGUGCUUUGGAAAGAUAUCUCCAGAGGGUGGUGAAUCACCCGAUGCUCCUGCAAGACCCUGAUGUCAGAGAGUUUCUGGAGAAAGAGGAACUGCCCAGAGCUCACAGCACCCAGGCACUGAGCGGAGCGGGAUUCCUGAAAAUGAUCACCAAGGCAACAGAUGCUGUCAGUAAAAUGACCAUCAAGAUGAAUGAGUCGGAUGUGUGGUUUGAGGAGAAACUGCAGGAGGUGGAAUCAGCAGAUCAGCAGUUUAGGAAGCUCCAUGCUCUGGUUGAGUCCCUGGUUGUUCACAGAAAAGAGCUGUCCCUGAACACAGCCAGCUUUGCCAAGAGUGCUGCCAUGCUGGGCAGCGCAGAGGACAACACCGCCCUGUCCCGAGCCCUCUCUCAGCUGGCCGAGGUGGAGGACAAGAUGGAGCAGCUCCACCAGGACCAAGCUUCCAACGACACAUUCAGCUUCGCUGAACUGAUCGCAGAUUUCACCCGCCUGCUGGGAGCAGUCCGGGGGUCGUUUGACCAGCGGAUGAAGGCGUGGCAGCGCUGGCAGGACGCUCAGGCUAUGCUGCAGAAGAAGAGGGAGACGGAGGCCAAACUGUUGUGGGCCAACAAGCCCGACAAGCUGCAGCUAGCCAAGGAGGAGAUUGUUGAGUGGGAGGCCAAAGUGACUCAGUAUGAGCAAGAAUUUGAGAGAGUUUCUGCAACCGUGCGCAAGGAAGUCGUCCGCUUCGAGAAAGAAAAGACCAAGAAUUUUAAGAGGCAGAUAAUCACAUACCUGGAGUCUCUCCUUCAGUCUCAGCAUCAGCUGAUCAAGUAUUGGGAGGCGUUCCUACCUGAGGCCAAAGCCAUCGCCUAGCAGCUGACCCUCUGCCUUCUUUAUACACUUUACCUCUUUUGCCUUGAAAGCAAGAAAUGUGUGCAUUGAAAAGGGAGAUACAUGAACAUGUUUUGUAAUACAAUCAUCUUUACUAUAUAGCUCUGUAUUCUGUUGUAUUAAUAACUGUAUAUUUUCAUUUAUCCUUCCACAAUAUUUUCUUACUAGAGAAAAAAAAUGAACAGCUAGAAAUGAAAGGAUUGUAGCUAAAUGAUUGCAUUAGUUUCUGAGCUAGUGAAUGGGCCAGAGCAGCGCCCCCUAUGGGAGAGGAGGAUCUCCUUUCAGUGGCUCCUCCUGCAGAGGAGGUUAGGCCGAAGGCGGCGGAGAGUCUCGCUCCGUUUCCAGCUUGUGAUGAAACCUCAAAGGGAUUAGAUCACGUUUUUGAGCACUUCUAGCCUCUGGAUUAUCUUCAAGCACUAGUUGGUUUAUUUGUCUUUUGCAGAAUAAAGUAGAGGGGCUGAAACGGGGCUGUGGGUUUUUUUUUGUUCACUUUUUCAGUCAUGAAAAACUUGUAUGUGCCUUUAUACUUGGAGAUGAUGUGAGUGGAGCUGAGGCUGUGUUCCUGAAACAGAUGAGCAUGUCUGGGCCUGUUUGUCAUCGUGUCCAUGAUCAAUCAGCAAUCUACCAGCCAUCAGCAGGCUUAUAGAAGACUCAGCAGGUUGCAGCCAUGGCGUCAAACUGGGAUUUAUGGAUCUCAACAAGCUUUAGCUGGUAGGACUGUUUUCUGUUCUGCUUUAUGGAAUUCUCAGUCCUCUGUUUCUUCAGAUGAGCUAAUGCCACCUGCACCAAAAUUAAGGGCAACAUGUCAGUUUUGACUUUAAAAUCUAAAAUUUCUGCUGAUAUUCCAAACGUUUGAAACAUCCGUUAAAAACUAAGCUAUUUUUUUAAUAACUUGUAUAAUCCAAGGAAGAAGCAGAAAAACAAAGAAAUUUUUUGUAGGUUAUCAUAAAUAGAAAGUGUGAGAAUCUGACUGUGCAGCUUAGCGGCAUCCAGCAAACAGGAGGGAGUUUAAAAUCCAGAGCAACUCAUGUUCCUGCUGAGCAGAGGAAAUCACAUACCUGCUUUGUUUUGUUUCUUUCUCUUCAUAGAUCCCAAAAAAUCCUGAGCUUUUUUUCCCCCUGUUUAUUUACAUGAUUUUACACCACAUUACUAAAACUGUUUGCCCUCCUACUGUGUCACUAAUGUAAUGUCAGGACAUGCACUGUAUCAGACAUUUAAAAAAAAAUCAAUAAAAUUUUCACUGUUUACUCUUGGAAA
Molecule: messenger RNA, 3726 nt
Organism: Cyprinodon tularosa
Lineage: Eukaryota; Metazoa; Chordata; Actinopteri; Cyprinodontiformes; Cyprinodontidae
Gene: snx1a
Product: sorting nexin 1a
Exons: 15
Coding region: 241-2451 (736 amino acids)
Biological process (GO): intracellular protein transport; early endosome to Golgi transport
Cellular component (GO): endosome; endosome membrane
Molecular function (GO): phosphatidylinositol binding
Source: RefSeq, a predicted model, not a curated record